ACAGCCCCAAAAACUAACCCCAAACCCAGACUUGUCUGUUUUGUGCUACUGCAGUACGCAUACUCUGUAUGCAAUUUCAAAUACACUGGAACCUGCAAGUUGAACCACAGUCCAUACUGGGACACUUCCAGCUUUUCACAUUUCCAAACUAUUUUUCCUGUGGCAAAUUAUGUAAACUGAACCAUUUUAUUCCAGGGUCAAAUUGUUGGUCGUCAUCAUACCAACUGCACAGACAACGUUUAAAGUAGGGAUGGCUUGAUACCACUUUUUUAUGUCAAAUUUUUGCUUUUCUCUUUUCUUGUUAUACAAUAGUCACACAUUUGUGUGCAUGUGCAGGUGGUCCUCGGUUUACGACGUUUUGUUGAUAAUUAAAAACGUACCGUAAAUUCUUGUGUAUAAGCCGCACCCACUAAAUUUAGAGGAAAAAACAGAUUUGUACAUACAUUAGCCACACCGGUCUAUAAACCGCACGUGUCCACAUCAUAGAAUGGCAUAUUGUGACCUGGCAGGUCUUUAUUUGACAGGAGCCAAUCAUGAGCUAUGAAUAAAUGACAACCAGCUUGUCAACCCACUGGAAAUUGCAGAAGGUCAUUACUCAUUAUAACAGUCUGACACACAGUGCCAUCAUGCAAACAACAUUAAACUCAUCACACAGCAACUUAACACUCGUAAGGUAUACCUCAGAAAUAUGCAAGCAUGUACCAAUACAAGUUUUAAAUGAAAGAAAAACAUUUUUAAGUUUUCACUUGGACGACAAGCAGCAUAGAAAUUGUCCAUCGGAAGGAGGCUGAGGUCUUUGCAGCGUCCCAGUGAAUGCGUUGCUCAGACUCAAUACAUUGUUAACACUGUUAUGUUGUUAUACUGUUUUAUAUACUGACCUCCUGCGGUUUCCAAUGGGCUGACAAGUUCGUUGUGCGUGCACUGAUAGCUCGUGAUUGGCUCCUGCCAAAGAAGGAGCUUCCGUUUCUGACUCACGAGUGACACAGUAUUUAAACAAUUAGUAGUAGUUCUGAAGUAAAGGAGAUGUAACAAGAUUAGAAUUUCACCAUAAAUUACCUGCACUGUUGUAUAAGCCGCAAGGUUCAAAGUUUCAGAAAAAACAUUUCUGACAGUAAUUUUGGUUUGUACUGUAAACACAAGACUCGCUCAAAAACUAGUGACCGCAUGUGGAACAAUACAGUGUGUGCUUCAUGCUGGGCGGACGAAUGCGUGUGUCUGCUCAGCCACACCGAGGAAGAAUAACAUCACUUAUUAGUUCACUUUUUGCACUUCCUUAUGUCGCCCAAGCGGCAGUGCACCAAAGAAAAGGAAAGCCAUCACCAUGGAAGUGAAACUGAAGAAUAAAAAUAUAGAAUAAAAAUAUAAUAUGUCGCUGAAUAUACCAGUAGACACAACCCUGCUUUUCAAAGGCAACAAUGUUCUCAGUUGUGUUUGUGUUGGCCCCUGAAGGUACAGUAUAUGCAAAUACUUCAGGGGUGAGCCAGGUUAUUCGAGCAUUUCUCCAUUGCUCGGUGUGUCCUGCGUCUGGAUAAGGGCCAGCUGUGUUUGUGCGUGUCUGUUUGGUCGAAGCUGAAAGGCCAUGGCGGGGUUGUCGUGGUUCUGGGUCUGGACUGGCCUUGAUUUAUUUAAUCCUUUUACAAUUGGAGGGGGGGGCUUGCAAACCCAUCCAUUGAGUGUUGAGCUUUGUUCUGCAACAGUACGAAUCUAAUGCUCUCCUCUCCAUGGUGACUGAAAAGAGCACAUUCCUGUAGGGAGCGACAGAGCUUUGGAGAGAAAAAAAAAAUGCUCGGUCUUCCGGCAUACCCUCCACGCACUACGAACCAUUAAACGUACAUCACUGUUUUCAGUUUUAAAAAAAAAAAAAAGGAAAAAAGUGAAUUCUGUAGGGCAGGUGUAUCCUACGUAAGUGCAGGGUCCCUACGCAAGUAUGGAAAAGAAUGGAAAUUGGUUUGAUACAUUUCCAGGUCUGGAAAAGUUUGGCAAAAUAUUCAUUUUCCCAAGACUGUUAGCACCGUUCUGUUUUCAAAAGACAAAAUUAUGCAUAACUAAAAAAAAAAAAAAAAAAGGACCUUUUUUUUUUUUUUUAAGGCGCUUGCCAGGGCAGCUAAGAUGUUUGUGCGAGAGCACACAGUGGGCGAAGCAUCCAUCCCGGAAAACUUUUGCAAAAACUUGUAAAAACAAGUUGAAUGGCCAGCCCUCUGCUCUUAUCUUCCUGAGACCUUUUGUAUGAGCUACAUUACCUAGCUAUAAUCUCCUAGAAAUUAUAUGCUGACAUGAUGGUCCCUCGUUUAUCGCAGUUAAUUGGUUCCAGACCCGACCGCGUUCAGUGAAUUUCCGCAAAGCAGUGUUCAAUAUUAAUAAAUGGAAUAUUUUUGCAGUUACAGCAUAGAAAGUUUGACUUUCUAAACACGAUUUUUAUCAUUAUUAGAGCCCUCUAGACAUGAAGUAACACCCCUAUAAUCACCUUUACCCUCCUAUCAAAAUGUCUCCAUAUCCUUAAAUUUUUCUUUAUGCUGACUUUGGUGGAAAAGCUUUGGAAACCCCUGCUGGUUAGCAAAGGUUACCAUGAUGAUGAGGUUACCAUGAUUCGCCUUAUUUUCCUGCGGUUGCUCACCCAGAUGUUAAGCAAACCCCUUGCUUGCACGCAUUCCGUCAUGUCUGGGGAGCUGUGAUUUGGGCAGCUGUUUGAGCGGAUAUGAGCUCAAACAACUGAUUAUGUGAUGGGGAGAGAAAGUGUGGGAGACUGAUUUGUCACUGCAAGGAUUUUCAGUGUGUAACUUGUCACUGCAUGUGAGCAGUCUUUUCACUGUUGGGUUGAGGCUACUGACAAACUAACUAACUGUUGUGAUCUUCUGUUGUGAUCUUCUGUUGUGAUCUUUAUUUACUUUUCAUGUGGCAAAAUAGGUUUUCUUCUGUUGGACAGUGACUUUGAUAUUCCGCUCUAAGAUACACUCGGCUCCUGUACUGGAAAGUGGUUUUGUGGUCCUGUAGCCUUGGCCUGUAACAUCCCCGGGCCGCACUCUAAGCAGAAUGCAAUUGUUAGUGUUUCCCACAGGACUGCAAUCUAUUAUCAUAAUCAUCAAAUUUGCAUAAUUGGCUGUUGCAAAGAGUGAGUAAAAAAAACAUGAAAAGCAAAGCAAAUAUGUUUCGAACUUCAAGUGAACUUCUCUUCUGUCGCUAAACAAACAAGACCGAGACGCCUGUGAGUGCUUUUUAGAUGGGGGUGGGGCCCAUUACGUGCUUUCGUGUCAGACUCGCCAAAAGACUCCUCACUAGAUUUGUUUCUAGUUGCUUUUUUUUUUAUGUAGAGGGUUUUGAUUACUCGAUAAAUAUAGCGACAAAGUUUCUAAGUUGGCAAUGCUGAUCACUCCUGCUUUGUCUUCUUAUUCUGUGGCAGGCUAACAGAGACGUUUUGUGAUAAAAAUGCUUUACGAACACAGUUGGACUCAUGCAGUAACCGGGAAAUGCAUGCGAACCGGGUCAAAAUUUUUGCGUACAUUUUUAAAAUAUGCUAACUUGAGGCUGUACUGUACUGUGCAUUAUUAAAAGCCAUUAUUACCUUCCACCAUUGAAGAAAAAAAAAAGAAGAGGAAACAACAUCCACUUUAAAGGAGUGUCACAUGUAACAUGUCUCGUCGUAGUCUGACUGCAGUCUCAUGAUUCUGGACCGUGAACAAAUCAGUUUAACUCAAUUUUGAUUAGACACACCUCCUGAAGAUUCAAUUUCUCGGGAGACAGCGCGGUAUUUCCCACACAUUCAUUUAUUCGUGGCGGCCCACCAGGAGCAACCGAGUGUAUGAUUGUAUAUGACACGCACGCACAUAAGUUACGUUUGUUGUCCGCUCAUUUGGCAAAGUUUAGCUACUAGCGUUAGCUGUCAUUUAAUGUAUAGCCUGUUGUAGCAACAGAACAACUGCAAACGGUUGAUUGCUUCUCUGAGACUGCGUAUGUGUGUGCGCAUGCACUAUGGACAUGUAACUGUCUACGAGACAGACGUACUGUAGACAUACUACAGCCAGUAUUCGUCCCAAACUGAGGUUCGCCAACAAUUUUUGGUUGUGAUUGGAAUAUUUGACUGCGUUAUAGAGCAACCAAGCGUGUAACGAAGACAUAAAGAAGUACCUCAUCAUUCCACCAAACUUACUAGUGGGCAUCCCGCUCAUUACGCUUCUUGUAGCCUGGCUAACUUCCGUUUAGUUCCGUGAAUUUGCAGCAUUUCUCUCAUGCAGUUGUUUUUGGGGGUUUGUGUGUGUGUGUGUGUGUGUGUUGUGCAAUGUGCAACAUUUUGUUUUUGUUUUUUAAUCCUGCAGCGUUUAUGUGAUGGCAGUAUUUUUAAGUUUAUGUUUUCGGACUUUGUUGAACAUUUCCCCCCUGUUGACCACCCUAUUUUUUGGGGGGGGGUGAGGGGGGGGGAAUAGGCACAUUUCAGCCAGCAUGUGACCUUGAAUAGAGGAACUUCGAGGAAUUCCGCGCGCUACUUAAAUGUUUCUUUCACCGCAGUUGUGUUCAUUGAAAGCGAGGCUGCUCGGUUUGUGGCUUACUGAAAUGUCCCAUACAUAUUGGAGCACUUGAAAGCAGCACAUGUCGUUUUUCCUUUAAAUCAAUGCUUCAAACCCGAGGCGCGCACGCGCCUGUUUGCGCGUGAGUGAGAUGCUAUUAGCUGACAGAGCAGAGCGGACGCGCGCACACACACGCACACACACACACACACACGCAUUCACGCUCUCUCUCUCUCUCUCUCUCUCUCUCUCUCUCUCUCUCUCUCUCUCUCUACGGUCGUCGUGUUUUUUUUUGCAGUCUUUAAACCUUUGUCAUCAUUCUAGCUCUCACUUACUUCUUAGUCGAACAUACGACGCCUUUUGGACCUUUGGAUGAGGUUCGUUUGUUGUUCCGUUCAGAACAACUUUUUACACACGAGGAAGAAAAUGACCGACGGACUGCAGUAAGUUUGAAGCUUAUUCGGUGAGUUAGAGCCGCCAAAGCCGGUCCAGCACUGUGAAAACAAGUGUCUAAGAAGCAUGGCAAGCUGAUCACCUUCUUGCGCUCCUUCAUGAAGUCCAGGCCCACCAAGCAGAAGCUGAAACAGAGGGGAAUCCUCCGGGAGAGGGUGUUUGGCUGCGACCUGGGGGAGCACCUCCUCAACUCUGGGCAUGACGUUCCCCAAGUCCUUAAGAGCUGCACUGAGUUCAUCGAGAAGCAUGGUGUGGUGGAUGGCAUCUACCGCCUCUCUGGAAUUGCCUCCAAUAUCCAGAAAUUGCGGCACGAGUUUGACUCAGAACAGAUCCCCGACCUGACCAAAGAUGUGUAUGUACAGGAUAUCCACUGUGUUGGCUCCUUAUGCAAGCUCUACUUCAGAGAACUGCCCAACCCCCUGCUCACCUACCAACUCUAUGAGAAAUUCUCUGAGGCUGUGUCAGCAGCAACAGAUGAAGAACGGCUCAUUAAAAUUCAUGACGUUAUCCAGCAGCUUCCUCCGCCACAUUACAGAACCCUGGAGUUCCUCAUGAGACAUCUUUCCCGUUUGGCAGCAUUCAGUUACAUCACCAACAUGCACAGCAAGAACCUGGCCAUUGUCUGGGCCCCCAACUUGCUGAGGUCCAAACAGAUUGAAUCUGCAUGCUUCAGUGGCACCGCGGCCUUCAUGGAAGUCAGAAUCCAGUCGGUUGUGGUAGAAUUCAUUCUCAACCACGUGGAUGUUCUCUUUAGCACCAAACUUAGCUCACUAAUACGUGAGGGAGCAGGUCACAACACGUUGUCACGGCCAAAGUCUCUGCUGGUUUCAUCACCUUCUACUAAACUUCUGAGUUUGGAGGAGGCUCAGGCUCGGACUCAGGCUCAGAUCAACUCUCCUGUCACUGAAGACAGCAAGUACAUUGAAGUUGGCGAGGGUCCUGCUGCCCUGCAGGGCAAGUUCCACACUGUCAUCGAGUUUCCCACUGAGAGGAAGAGGCCUCCUGUGAAAUCCAAGAAGUCUCCUGUGGGCAGCUGGCGUUCUUUUUUCAACCUGGGAAAGUCCUCGUCCAUGUCCAAACGCAAGUUGCACCGCAACCCCAGUGAGCCCAAUGAACUGAAAGCCAUGGCUCUCGGUGGUGGAAGAGGGGAUACAGCUACAUUAAGAUCUGCUAAAAGCGAAGAGUCACUGAGUUCUCUGCAUAAUGUUGAAGGUGAGUCCAAGGUGUAUCGUCCACGGCGGCCGCGAUCAAGCAGUGAUGCCCUUUCUGCGUCGUUUAAUGGCGAGCUGUUGGAUGGUCGACAGCACUGCAACUCCUACGACAACCUGGAUGCCACAGAGGAUAGCGACGGAGAUGACGGGCCCAUCUGUGUACCUGCACUAAUUUCACCUCCACGCACAGCGGGUGAAGACGUGGACCUCAGCCCACCAGACAUCGGCAUGGCUUCCUUGGACUUUGAUCCGAUGUCUUUCCAGUGCAGCCUCCCUGACACAACCUACACCUUUCCGUUGGCCGACUCACCAGCUGGAGCAGAGGGUACCACGUUAAAGAGGAGCCCUGGCAACCUCUGGGGAAAGACCGGUGGAUCUGACCUCAUUUCUGCUUCCUUCAUAGACAACUUUACCUCAUCCUCGGUGUCCUCAGACUUUAGCCUGGCUGCAGGAGAGAAAGCAGAAAGCCAGCAAUUGACCACUUCCUACUCUUACACUGAUAAACCCACACAAGCUGUGUCACCCGUUAAAAGUGGAAAGACCACAACGUCUGCCUCUUCAGAGCUUUUUUCUGUGGAGAUGCUUGAGAAUAUCAGUGGACAUGUGCGGGUUCAACAACCUUUAUCUCCUCACUCUGCACCAAAAGACUCCCCUCCUUGUGCAAAGGCUGAGCCAUCUCUAAGUGAAGCUUUCCAAUUGGAGCUACACUCGAAGCUGGCAACCCUCAACAGUGAGGACUGUCAAGAGCCAAAGAGACAGGACAGUGUUCAGCACGUGUCACAGGAGAAAAAAGGAGUGACAGGUGCGGAUUCUUCAAAGGAUUUUACCACACAUUCCCUCAGCUCCACAGCUCCUACUUCCGCUCCUCCUUCCCCUCCUAAAGACUCAACCCGCAUGAUGGCCCUAGCUCUUGCUGAGUCUGCACAACAGCUCUGCAUAAAGUCCCAGCUCAGGUCCUCCGAACCCGUGACACCAGUUUCCACUGUGCAGCUGCAGACUUCUGACUGCCAGGACUCAUCGGGCCCACACUUUGAGAAUUCCUGUGUUCGGGGAGCUGAAGGAGGAAGUUCCCCAUCACGAAGUAGCAGUGUCUCUGUUGUCACCCCAUGUGUUCCCUCCUCCUCUAGCCCUUUGAAAGAACAGCAGAUGCUUGAGUUAACCAGCACGAUGAGCAGGCAGCCCGACUGUUCCAAGUCUAUAACAACCCCAGCUGGAAAACAACCAGGAGCUGACACUACUACUUCUCCGGAUACUCUUUAUAACAAGGUCACCCCUCUCUCAAGUUCAGCCAGCCCAAAUUCUCCAACCAGGAGGAGUUCAGACAGCCAGUCCAAUAUUGGACAAGGCUCUGCCUCUACCAGCAUUACCAAGAGCACACCACAGGCCGCCCCUGUUGGAAACUGCAAGGACUCCAGAGGCUUGCGGUUUGCUGAGAUGAAACCAGAGGAAGAUGCAAAGCCCCCAAGCAUUCCAAAAUCAACUGAGCAGCAGCCUCCGGUGGCUCUAAAGACCAAAAAGCAGGUGCUGUCGCUGCCCCAACAUCACACACAAACUCAGCAGCAGAGUCAAGCUCAGAUGCAACAUCCGUCCCACUCACAAAUUCAACCCCAAACUCAGGCUAGUGCAAGAGUGGUACCAGCCUCCUCUGAGCAUAUUGACAAGCCGUGGGAGGCCAUAAAGCCAGUGCAGGCCUGCACAGAGUCUGCCCAAAUCUAUGACUCUCAUGGAUCCAGACCUCCAGCCCCUCCAGUCCGCACUAUCGAGAGCAAACUGGCAACCGCAGCACUCAGCCAGAGUGAAGCUUCUUGCCACAUCCUGGGUGAGAGUCCUGCAGCUAGCCGUUUGGAGGACGCCCUUCCUCACGAUCCUGUUUCUCCUCGUAAAUCCUCCACACAUCUGCCAGCCUAUCUCUACCAUGCCAAAGGUGAAGCAGUCCUAAUUGAGCCUCCAGGAGCUGCAUACUACCACCAGAGGCCUGUUUCAAUGGGCCCACAUCCCAUGUCACACCACUACCGACCAGACAGCAUCCCCUCACACCCCCCAUACGUGUCCAAGUCAGAACCUCAGAUACCUUACAGUGCCCGAGUAGACAACAGAUACAGCACUUUAGGCCCCAGGUCCUACCACCACUCCAUAAAGACCAGAGGAAACACCCGGAGUGUGUAUGGGGCUCCCGGGCAUCAAGGCUAUAGCCAUGACAGAAACCAUGGUUAUCCCACUAUUCGCAGAGUGCACUCCCUCCACGUUCCCUCUGCUAUCCGCGCGGUACCCAUCCAAAGGACUGAAGUUCCUCCGGAUGACAUGUUCUAUUACCAUCGACCCAUGUAUCAGUGCAAACCCUACCAGCAGCCCCCACAACAGUCCUCACAAGCUGACUACCACGUCACUCAGUUGCAGCCUUACUUUGAGAAUGGACGGGUACAGUAUCGCUAUAGUCCAUACUCUGGUUCUACACCGCUGGAGGCGCCUUACUAUGACAUCGACCCUUAUGGCACCAUUCGCAUCCGCCAUGUCCACUCAGCUGGCAGAGAUGCAGGCGCUAUUGUUUGCAGACCUGGAGGAAAGGAUACAGGGUACCACUACCUUGCUCGCAAUGUUCUCCCAUCUUGGAAGGAGCACAGCUUUGUGAGCAGGGACAUGCCGCCGGGUCACGGUGCCAAGGAAGUUGCAUCUUACCUCUCUUGGGACCCCGAGGAGUCAGAAUGUCUCCGCAUGCACUCUAUCCAUAGAGAGAGCCGCGCUAGACAGAAGAUUAAAGGUCCCGUUCUCUCGCAAUAUGACAACGUCGGCUCAUUCGCACCGACUGAUACAUCUGCCUAUGAAACCCUGCACUCGCGCAGUAAGUCUGAUCCAGGUAAAGCCGUGCCAGCUGCAGCCGAGAGCAAAGACGGGCGCUAUCUUCCCAGACACAUGGUAUCGGACCCCAACGUCGUCAUGUGUAUGGAGGCGGACACGCACGUCCAAGGCGGUCCAACGGGAGACAAGUCGGACAGGCUGGUCAAGCAAAGCAGCACCAAGAAAUGCCAAUCGUCUCAUUCCACUCCUGCGAGUCUGAGCCACAGUCUCUCCCAUCAGCAGGAGAGCAGCAGACAUGAAGCCAAACACGAGUCUCCUGGUGAAAAGCUUGGCGGAGACAGCAGUCGGACCAAACACUGGCAGCCGGAAUACCCCGGCAAGAGGAGCUUCCAGACAUGUUACAAGUGCCCUGACGCUGACUACCAACAGGGUAAAGGUAAAACGUCAAGCACCUAUCACAGUCCAGACGAUCCGCCACCGGCUCCCAAGGAACCGCUCGCCCACUGCAAACCCGAACGAUCACACAGCAUGCGAGAGCAGCAGCUCUACAGCCACAGCAAACCUGAACUGGAUGGAGACUACUCACAUCACAAACACAGCAGCAAACCGGUACAGUCCCACUACGAUAACUUGGACGAUUAUCACCCAGUACCUCAGCCUCAGGCUCCCGUUCAAAAACGCGGUGGCUCCGGCUCCUACUCGGCCCCGGGAUUUGCAGUGACCCACAGUAACAGAGCAUAUUCCACAGCCCUGGGCCAAGGAGCCUUCCUCCAGACAGACCUGGGUAUGUCGAGGCCAGAAACAGAGAUUUGUACAGAAUAAAGAAUUGUGAAAUGUCCUUUUGUGUAGAAGAAAGACUUAAGGAGCUACGGUUGAGCAGCCCCUGCAGGACAGUGGACUGUUGUGCCACCGAUAUUUUUGCUGUUCAGUAUUUUUAAUGAAUUGUAAAGGUAAAAUGUAAGACUUUUUACUGGAAGUCCUGAAUGUACCCGAAGUUAUUGUCCAAGAGCUCAUUUUUGCUGUGGUUGAUUGAGACAGUAAUCAUUAAUGUAAAGGAUGCAAAAGAUGUAAGGUACUUUAAACAAGAACCACAAAAAUGUCUAAUAUGAUACAAUAUAAUGUCAUAUAUAUAUAUUUAUAUAUAUAUAUGUAUGUAUGAAUAAGUAGGGAUUUUAGUUGUACUUUUUUAGACGUGGCGCUGGGUUUGACCAUAAAUGAGUUUGCAUUUUAGAAAUGCAUGCCCUCUUACAGAACAGGUCUGUGUAACUUCACCAUUCGUUAUGUUCUUUCUGGACGUCACAGCACAACUUAUGAGAGGAGGACGUACGUUAGCCAUCACGCCCUCCACCGAUAUGUACGCAGGUAGGCGGUACACCGUGUCUUGUUCACCGUGGAGGAUGGGACUGUGUGGAAGCCAGCUGCAUUGGGUUACCAUCAUCUUCAACAGAGAGUGUCAUUGUCUUUUUAUGUUCUUUGUGACGGUGCCAUUUUAUGUACAUGUACUCAAAAACAGAUUUCAGUUACUUCUAAUGGAAGGUUUUGGUACUUCAUGGGAAGGUGGACCAAACAUUGGCACAGUGCUUGCACAUUUUGGAGCAAAGAUGGAUGGAAGAAAUGUCAACACGAAAGAGAUUUUUAUUUUGAUUUCAUUUUACUCUCAUUACAUUUGCAGUGCAAUGGAUCCCCGCAUAUUCGCAAUUCAGCCUUUGCGACACAAUUUUUUUUUUUUAAUCAUAACUUUGUUUUUAUUUGUGGGAAAACCUGCUAUUUUGUGCUCGUAAUCUCCAUAAUUCCGAUGUUUAUUGGUGGAAAACCUCUCAUUUGCCCAACAUUGGUAAAGCUGGAGUUGCACAGAAAGUAGAGGCAAACUUGUUUGAGGGGGUGUUGCACUCUUACUGACACAUCACAAACCAACAGGAGCUUAUCAACCCACAUGCCUGCCUCACUCACGGUGCUACCAAAAAUAAGUCUGUACGGAUUAUGCAAGUAUCGAAAUAAACGUUUACACACAAAUAGAUAUAUAUAUAUAUAUACUGUGUGUGUAUGUGUAUG
Dunckerocampus dactyliophorus (ringed pipefish) is the source of this 11011-nucleotide messenger RNA. RefSeq names its product Rho GTPase activating protein 32b (gene arhgap32b). Lineage: Eukaryota; Metazoa; Chordata; Actinopteri; Syngnathiformes; Syngnathidae. The coding region runs from base 5051 to 9781 and encodes 1576 amino acids. The record is from RefSeq and is a predicted model, not a curated record. Gene Ontology annotation, biological process: small GTPase-mediated signal transduction. Gene Ontology annotation, cellular component: actin cytoskeleton; cell cortex; Golgi apparatus. Gene Ontology annotation, molecular function: protein binding; GTPase activator activity; phosphatidylinositol binding. The transcript is spliced from 13 exons.